Pelecanus crispus (Dalmatian pelican) is the source of this 1541-nucleotide messenger RNA. The record is from RefSeq and is a predicted model, not a curated record. NCBI's taxonomy places the organism in Eukaryota, Metazoa, Chordata, Aves, Pelecaniformes, Pelecanidae.
GACGGAAGAGGUGCCUGCAGCUCAGCAACCUGCAAAGCCACAGACACAAGCCAACGGAGCAGAUAAGCGUAGCCACACAGUCUGUUCAAGACUCCAGAAGUGGUUUUGUGACAAAUUUGGGGAGUAUGUUGAGGACUUCAGAUUUCAGCCGGAAGAGAAUACAGUGGAAACAGAAGAGCCACUUAGUGCUAGAAGGUUGACUGAAAAUAUGAGAAGAUUAAAGAGAGGUGCCAAACCUGUUACUAAUUUUGUGAAGAAUCUUUCUGCCUUAUCAGACUGGUAUUCUAUCUACACUUCUGCUAUUGCCUUUAUUAUUUACAUGAAUGCUGUGUGGCAUGGCUGGGCCAUUCCUAUGUUCUUAUUUUUAGCCAUUUUGAGGUUGUCCCUAAAUUACCUCAUAGCCAGGGGUUGGAGAAUACAGUGGAGCAUUGUGCCUGAAGUUUCUGAACCCAUGGAACCCCCCAAAGAGGACCUGACCGUGUCUGAAAAGUUUCAGCUUGUUCUAGACGUGGCUCAGAAGGCGCAGAACCUUUUUGGCAAGAUGGCAGACAUACUGGAAAAAAUUAAGAACUUGUUCAUGUGGGUCCAGCCAGAAAUAACACAGAAGCUCUACAUUACUCUAUGGGCAGCUUUUAUUGCAUCCUGCUUUUUGCCCUACAGGAUUAUUGGGCUUGCAAUGGGACUUUAUGCUGGAAUCAAGUUUUUCCUUAUUGAUUUUAUCUUCAAACGAUGCCCCAGACUAAGAGCUAAGUAUGAUACUCCUUAUAUCAUCUGGACAAGUCUCCCGACAGAUCCUCAGCUGAAAGAAAGGUCUAAUGCUACAGUAUCAAGGCGGCUUCAAACAGCAGCAUCCAGAAGUUACGUGGGCUCAAGUGCCCCAACCGGAAUAAGCAAAGAUGAAGACACAAGUCGUUUUCAUACCACCAAGAGGGGGAAUUUCCAUGAAGUUUUUAACCUGUCAGAAAAUGAGCGUCCUUUGGCAGUGUGUGAAAAUGGCUGGCGCUGUUGCUUGAUUAACAGAGAUAGGAAGAUGCCUACAGACUACAUCAGGAAUGGAGUUCUUUAUGUCACAGAAAAUUACUUGUGCUUCGAAAGCUCCAAAUCCGGCUCAUCUAAAAGAAAUAAAGUUAUAAAGCUAACGGAUAUAACAGAUAUUCAGAAGUAUAAAGUGCUCUCUGUUCUCCCGGGAUCAGGGAUGGGUAUUGCUGUAUCAACGCCGUCUACACAAAAACCUUUGGUGUUUGGUGCCAUGGUACACAGAGAUGAAGCUUUUGAGACAAUUUUCAACCAAUAUGUGAAAAUAACCUCUGCAUCAUCAAGCAGUGAGAGCUAGUAUCUUAUCUUAGAAGAUCUAAAGUAAAGGAAACUUUCUUAUUUUACAACUUGGUAGUGAAAAAAAUGAACAUCCUCAUCUAUUUUGCAAUAAUUUUUCUUGUCUGGUGGUUUAUAUUCUAUCUGUUACAUAAAUCAAGUGUAUUUUAUAUAUGCCUUCAUGUUUGUUUUUACGGUUUUUGUAAAAAAAAAGCAAAAAACAAAAAACA